This is a messenger RNA of Ictalurus furcatus (blue catfish), 2945 nucleotides long. RefSeq names its product queuine tRNA-ribosyltransferase accessory subunit 2 (gene qtrt2). The transcript has 8 exons. Gene Ontology annotation, molecular function: tRNA-guanosine(34) queuine transglycosylase activity. The coding region runs from base 785 to 2008 and encodes 407 amino acids. The record is from RefSeq and is a predicted model, not a curated record. NCBI's taxonomy places the organism in Eukaryota, Metazoa, Chordata, Actinopteri, Siluriformes, Ictaluridae.
AUUAGGGAUAUACAGAUUCAGACUUCAAUCCCAGGUUCAUAAUCUAGUCUAAGAGUAUCAGGAUAUUAAUCUAAUUAAUCCAGUGGUGAAGCGUGUCUUGCAUUCGUUUAUUGUUCUCGUUAUCAUGCUGGAAUAAGCAACUUCAGCAGGUCAAAAAAAAAGCAAAGCAGUGAGGUAACCAGAUGCAAUGCUACUCCUGUAUUACUAUCAAACAAUUUCUUUUCUAAAAGCCAUUUUCCUUCAUGAGUUUUGCGUUUAUUAUUAUUCAAAUAUUUAGAUACUAUAUUACCAACUCCUUGUUUGUGCUAUAAAAUUGGAAUUUUUGAAUGGUUUAUGUAUUAAAGUUGUGUAUUACAUUUACAUUUAUUCAUAUAGCAGAUGCUUUUAUCCAAUGUGACUUACAAAUGAGAAAAAUACAAGCAAAGCGAUAUAUCAAGCAGAGAACAAUACAAGUAGUGGUACCAUACAAGAUCCAUUAAUUGAGUUCCAGAAGAAGCAAAGUGCACAGAGUAGAGGUGUAAGUGCAAUUUUUUUUAUUUUUUUUAUGAGUUGGUUAGGUGUUCACGGAUGAGGUGGGACUGUUUUUUGAAGAUGGUGAGAGAUUCUGCGGUCUGGAUUGAGGUUGGAAGUUCAUUCCACCAUUGAGGAACAGUUAGUGUGAAGGUUCUGGAAAGGGACCUUGUGCCACACUAACUGUAUUAACUGUUGUCAUUCUGCUUGACAUUUCCUGCAGCUGCUCAUUGAUGCACUUACUUAGUUAACCACUCUCGACUGCACUGGGGCCAUGAAGCUGGAGUUGUCGAAGGUGGUGCGAGGUUGCCGUCUGGGGCUUUUGACCAGCAUCGGUCAAACCUCGCAGCACUCCCUGGAAGUUCCAGGCUGUCUCCUGUACACCCGCUGUGCCACUGUGCCCCAUUUGACCCAGGACACACUUCACACACUCCAUAACCUGCCUGCAGUUACUCAGGUCACACUGGAGAGCCUCGCAGAGCACCAGGAAGUCCUGGAGGAGUUUAAACAUGGUGUAAGAAAGUUUGCAGGUCUACACGACACGCUGCUCUUCUGCACCCUCCAUGACCCUGCCACGACCCAUCCCGCUGGCCACGUCACCAACAAGACAGUGUCCGUGUGGGGCAGCGGAGGAAGAAUAGAGCUGUCAGCGGCCAAGUUUAUGGCCAUGCAGGCAGCCAUCCGGCCAGACUGCUAUGAGAGCAUGGCAGAUGGAGAGACAUGGCAGGCGAACACAUCGCGGAAGAGGGUGCGUAAAGCAGUUGAGCGCACUCUUUCGCACCUGGACGAGUGUCUCGAAUUGCACCACAAAACACAGGAACUGAAAGGGUCUGCGAUAUUCGGCGUGGUGGAGGGAGGUGACAUCUUGGAGGAGAGGCUGAGGUCAGCACGCGAGACAGCCAAACGGCCUGUGGCUGGAUUCGUCCUGGAUGGCUUCCAGUCCACCUCCAUGGAGCAGGAGUUCAGGGAGCAACUGAUCACAGCAGUGACUGCAGAGCUGCCUCAGGAAAAACCGAGGUUAUUGAGAGGCGUGGGGCGUCCAGAUGAGGUCAUAGCUUGUGUGGAAGCUGGAGUGGACCUGUUUGAGGGCUUCUUCCCCUUUCAGGUGACCGAGAGAGGCUGCGCCCUGUGCUUCAACUACACCGUUACACCUGACCCAGAGACUGCAGUUUUGGAAUCGAAUGGAGAGGAGCCUGCUGUUGAAGUGCUGAAGGAAAAUGGCGAAGACAGCCCUGAAAAUAUGAGCCGAUUUGAGAUGAACCUGAGGGACACAAGGUAUCGGGAUGAUUUCCGUCCACUGGUGGAUGGGUGUAGCUGUUACUGCUGUAAGAACCAUAAAAGAGCUUACAUCCAUCAUCUGCUGGUGACCAAUGAGCUGCUGUCAGGGGUGUUACUGAUGUUACACAACACAGCUCACUACCUGAGAUUCUUCCAUGCCCUGAGGGAAGCCGUGGCCAAUGACAAGCUCCAGGACUUGAAGAGCAAAGUGUUACAGUGACCAGUGUGGACUAGAGAACAUGGAAUAAAUGCAAUCACAGAAUGUUGAGGGGAGCAAGAAGUAUAGUGUUAAAGUGCACAACAUCAAUUUGGGUGCCUUUUUUUUUUUUUUUUCUUCAGAAAUCUGAAAAAGACCGCAAUCCAGUUGAAAGUAGGAAGUCCACCAUUUUAAACAUCACUCCUGUUAACGUAGUAAUAUUUUCACACAAGCUGGAUAUGAAGAAAUUUAUUCAUCAAUCAUUCUCAGUAGCAUUUACACAAAAUAUGUUGUAGUGAAAAUUGUGAAAUUCCAGGUAUUUCAAGAAAUUCCAGUUAUUUCAAAACAAGUUUGUAUCCUAUGAGAGCUCCUGAAUUUGUGUACAUUUAUGUAUGAGGAAACUCACUAAUGUUGACCUUAAUCGGUUUUAAAUUGUAUAAAUGGCAAUGAGUUACUGCAGCUUUAUAUAUAUAUAUAUAUAUAUAUAUAUGCGCGCGCACGUUAUGUUGUUAAGUUUAAUUGCUUAGUUAUUUCAAUUUUAUGAAGAUUUGUCUUUGUUGUUUUCUAUUCAUGACAAAACAGUUCCAUAAAUAACGACAAAUAAGCCUAGCCAUUCAAUUAGGACAAAAGUAAUGGCACCCUAUAACCAGAGGGUGCAUUAGUGUGUGUUUGUGGUAGCUGACUCACUGCAGUGGCUGAGCUGCGUUAUUGGAAGAUCCUUAGGUAGGUAAUUCUCACCAUUUUGUUUUGUGGGCAUGGCUAAAUGUGAAUCAGCUGUGCUGUGAACAUGUCAUUUAUGGCUGAAUUUUUAGUUAAUAAACGUGUUUUACUAUUUAUUAAUAAUAUUUGUAUAUUCAUGAAUCCUGGUAUUCUAAAUAAGGAUUGGUAGAUGUUUCUAAACAAUUGUAUUAAUUUAUUGGGCAUAAACAUUGAACAGUUUAUUAUUCUAUAAAGAAGGUAG